This is a messenger RNA of Knipowitschia caucasica, 222 nucleotides long. Lineage: Eukaryota; Metazoa; Chordata; Actinopteri; Gobiiformes; Gobiidae. The record is from the annotation of a GenBank genome assembly.
AUGGUUGAGCGAGUUGAGCUGCUCAACGGACCAAUCAUUGAGCAAUCUGAAGCAAACAAGAUGGCUGCCGCCACUCCACCGUUGUCACAACUAUACCGAGAUAUCUGCAUAACAACUGAGGAACCUACUUUUCUUUUCAUCAUCUGCAUCUCAGAGACAUGGAGGCGCCUGGACACCAGUGCAGUGUGUGUGACAAGAGCUUCUCUCUCGAGUCAAACCUGA